Messenger RNA from Dioscorea cayenensis subsp. rotundata (Guinea yam), 1036 nucleotides. Its product is annotated as serine/arginine-rich splicing factor SR45a-like. The transcript is spliced from 7 exons. The record is from RefSeq and is a predicted model, not a curated record. The coding region runs from base 86 to 787 and encodes 233 amino acids. Gene Ontology annotation, cellular component: spliceosomal complex. Gene Ontology annotation, biological process: positive regulation of mRNA splicing, via spliceosome. Gene Ontology annotation, molecular function: RNA binding. Lineage: Eukaryota; Viridiplantae; Streptophyta; Magnoliopsida; Dioscoreales; Dioscoreaceae.
GAGUGCCCUUUUCUAUUCCCGAAUCGAGCCGAAGAAACCCUAGCGCCCAAAUCACUGCUUCUGCGACUCUCGGCGUCGAUCCCAGAUGGCGGAUUCUCCACGCAAGAGGGUCCGGUCUAGAUCAAGAUCCCAUUCCCGAUCAGUCUCCAGGUCCAGGUCUAGGGGUAGAUCACCAUCCAGAUCCCUGUCCCCACGUCCAAGAUCUCGGUCAAGAUCUGGAAGUCGCGGCAGGACUGAUGCUGUCAAUCCUGGAAAUACACUUUAUGUGACUGGCCUAUCUACUAGAGUCACAGAAAGGGAUCUUGAAGACCACUUUUCCAAGGAGGGAAAGGUUGUUGAUUGUCGUCUAGUUGUUGAACCUCGGACCCGCAUCUCUCGUGGAUUUGCUUUUGUGACCAUGGAUACUGUCGAUGAUGCUGAUCGCUGUAUAAAAUAUCUCAAUCAGUCAGUAUUGGAAGGGCGCUAUAUAACUGUGGAGAAGUCAAGGAGGAAAAGGCCACGGACACCAACUCCUGGGAACUACCUUGGUAUGAAAAGCACACGAGACAGCAGCUACCGUAGCAGGUACCGUGGAGGCGUUGGGCGUGAUGACUAUGGUGGUGGUGGUGGGUACCGCAGAUCUCCUAGGCGUUCACCCUAUCGUGGUGGGCGUGAAUACUCUCCUCGUCGUUCACCAUACGGUGGUGGUAGAUCCAGAAGGGAGCGGUCAAGAUCCCUUCCCUACUCCCCAUAUGGAAGUCCAGACAGGGGUGGUUAUGGUCGCCGCUCCAAUGUGUACGCCAGGUAACAUUGUGGAUGUGUUCUCUAGGGCUGGGGUGCACAUUGUGUUAGGAGAAACCGUAUUUAGACUCUUCUUUGCUUGAACUAGUGGACUGUUUGGAUGGUCUGAGUGCUUUAAUACUUCAUGCAGUUAUUUUCUUUUAUGUUUGGAAAGCUCCUCCUUUGGAGGUUUCUCCAAACAAGAUCAUGACUAGGUAUCUGUUACUCAUCUUAAUGUUCAAUGCUUAACAUCAGUGUAGUUUGUGGGUUGCUUGCA